AUGGACCGAGACUCGUCUGGCACGGGUGCCAAACUGCUGGCGGUAGAGAUGAACGACAUGGAGCAUGGCGCCCUCUGCAGCCGCUGCGAAAAGGCUAUCACGGGAGAGACUUCGCCCUCCAAAUUCUCACAUCUGAAGGUUUUCUUAGUCUUUAUUCUCUGCCAAGUUCCUAUCUUGGGACUGAGUUUCCUUGCCUUCCAUACCUUCCAGACCAGUGCUGGGGCCGAAACCAAAGGCAUUGACCAGCAGGACUCGGACGGCAUAGUCUCAGUCCACAGCGAGUGGGCAAAGGAAAAUGCCCUCCCAGCAACGAUCACUCACCCGAAUGAACCGGCUUCCAAAAUCUACCAAAUCAACGUCUUUCACGCACUUCAUUGCUUGUACCGCAUCAGAAACAGACUCACAUCAAAGAUCCCACUCGAGAAAUGGCCGCGCAACGACAUCCACACCAUGCACUGUGUAGACCACAUCCGGAACGACCUAAUGUGCCACGCCGACAUUUCACUCUCGGGAUCAGACGAGUACGUUUCGUUCAACUCACACAGCCACCACCAGAAGUGCAGAGACUUGGGUGCCCUUCAGAGGUGGGCGAAACGACACAGUUGGACUGGCUACAAGGAUUACUUGGAAGGCGUUGUCAGGUAUGAUUUCAACGAGGCGGAGCGUGUGAAUAUGGCUAUGGCUGGCAAGGGGCACUGGAACAAGGCGCAGAGUGCUCUUGAUAGGGAGACUGGGAAGAUUGAGCUUUGGUUUGAGGGGGCUUGA
This is a messenger RNA of Colletotrichum phormii, 765 nucleotides long. RefSeq lists its product as uncharacterized. Bases 1 to 765 code for a protein of 254 amino acids. NCBI's taxonomy places the organism in Eukaryota, Fungi, Ascomycota, Sordariomycetes, Glomerellales, Glomerellaceae. The transcript has 3 exons. The record is from RefSeq and is a predicted model, not a curated record. Gene Ontology annotation, biological process: mycotoxin biosynthetic process.